Emericellopsis cladophorae is the source of this 2868-nucleotide messenger RNA. RefSeq lists its product as uncharacterized. Gene Ontology annotation, molecular function: DNA-binding transcription factor activity, RNA polymerase II-specific; zinc ion binding; DNA binding. Bases 1 to 2868 code for a protein of 955 amino acids. The transcript has 6 exons. Gene Ontology annotation, cellular component: nucleus. Gene Ontology annotation, biological process: DNA-templated transcription; regulation of DNA-templated transcription. NCBI's taxonomy places the organism in Eukaryota, Fungi, Ascomycota, Sordariomycetes, Hypocreales, Bionectriaceae. The record is from RefSeq and is a predicted model, not a curated record.
AUGGACUUGCGACGCGGUCAUGGCCAACAGCAACCUCCACCACCACCUCUUAGCGUUCAACAGCCGUAUCCCAGUCUAUACAGCCAGCCCGCGCCACCACACUCGCAGCAGCCCGUGCUCCCGCCAGUGCCAGUGGCCGCUCACCAUCAGCCUCAGCCUCACCCCUAUGGCACCCCGGGUCAUGCCGCCUCAGUCUUGACGCCCAGCUCGGCUACCAGCCAGGGCUCCUUCCCGUCGCCGCAAGAGACACAGCCGGUGCACUUUGGUUCGUACAUGGGGAGGCCGUCAAGACCAGAUGCCUUGGCAGAUAGUGACGGUAUCUACGGAGAGCGGAAUGGGGCGCAGGAUGAUUACCUCCGCAGCGAGAUCAAGUUCGAGCUCGACGGAGGCCAGGAGCAUGCGCGAAAGAAGCAGAAACGCAACAAGCCGACUCUGUCGUGUCAAGAAUGUGUCGACCGCAAAACCAAGUGUGACCGCGGGCGUCCUCACUGCACAGCCUGUGUGCGGAGACAGACGCCUUGCGUCUAUGCGGAGAGGGCUAAUCUCAUCGAAAAGACGAAUGCGGCUGCGACAAAUGGCCGGCGCAUAACAAAGCCCCCAAAGAACCAGCCCGGCAUCUACGCCUCAGCCCCCGUUCCCAACCUAGCAGAUCGAGGACCUGUCUCAGGGUCCACGGGUCUUCUCAGCCACGUCCCGUACUCGGUGCCCAAGGCGAGCAACGUCUUUGGUGUCGGCGCCGAGCAUCCGUUUGCCAACUACUGGACCUGCGGCGGUGGCCUGGCCGAGGUUGUCGCUGUGCUCCCUCACAAGUACCAAGCCGAUGUCCUGUUGGAGCGGUAUUUUGAGUGCGUUGAUCCAGUGUACCCCAUGAUCCACCGCCAGACCUUUUACGCCGAGUAUGAACACUUUUGGCAGCUGUCAGAUGAGGCAAAGAACAUGGCAGAUGCAUCUUUUAUUGGGUUGAUGCUCGUCAUCUUUGCGCUCGGCACGCAAUUCCAGUUUGGCACGGGAACUACCAUAUCCGAGCGCAAGCACUCGGCCGAGUUCUACGCCUCCGCGAGCAACCAGGCCCUGCGCAUGUUCUCGUACCUCAGCACGGCGUCCAUCACGUCGAUCCAGACCAUGGUGCUGAUCACCUACUUCCUCAUCAACGACAACCACGCCUCAGAUGGGUGGGCGUUUGCGGGAGUCCUGGUGCGGCAGGCCUACGCCAUGGGUCUCCAUCGCGAUCCCAACAUUGUGACACCAGACGCGACGCCCUUUGAAAAGCAGCAGAGGCGCAAGCUGUGGCAGGCAGUCCUGCUGCAAGAUACAUUCCUGGUUGUUCUCUUGUCGCUUCCGCCGUCGGCCACACACACAGAUGUCAAGGUGGAAGAUCUGGAUGACAGCUCCUCCAUUGCGCUCAGUGAUCCUACGGACAUUGCCUAUAUUCGCGCAUCGUGGACACUCGCCAACCUGGUGCAAGAAACAAUCUGCUCGCAGCGUUCACUCGACAUGCCAAUCUGUCCGACAGCACGGGCCAAAUCCAAGAUAAUUGGCGAAUUUCGCUCCGUCUACAGGUCCUUUCCCGACAGCUUCCGCUCUUGGGACGCAGACCAGCUGACGAGGCUGGUUGUCGAGAAGCCACGCGUCGUGCGGCAGACCCUCUUCCUCUCCAGCAACUACCACCACAACCUGAUGCUGGUGCACGCGUCCGACUGCCCUGAGUCGAGUGUCAACCUGAGACUCGUACUCGAGUCUGCCCACGACGCCAUUACGGCCUUCUUUAUGCUCUGGGAGCUGCUCGAGCAGGAAGCACGCGUUUGGUGGGUGUUCAACCACCGGGCCUUUCUCGAGGCAAUGUGCAUCGGAAACGCACUGCAAGAAGUCGAGAAGACGGACGGAGAUCGUCAGCUGGCGUACAAGGAUCCACUGUACGCAAGGGGCCGGGACGACAUAGAGAAGAUGGUAGCCAUCAUGGAGAUUAUGGGCAAGGAGUCCGACGUGGCCGAGUCCCGCGUAUCGGUUUUGAAAGACUUGCUCAAUAGGACGUGGUCCAUCUUCAGCGCGUCGGAGCUAGGGGAGGAUUUAUCCGUGACGAUACCAGAAGCCCGGCAAGGCAUGAUCCAUCCUCUCAACGAGACGCAUUGCGACACGCUCGACGACCGCCACUAUGACAUUCCCAAGGAUGCGCGCCGCUGGGCACCGCUGGGCAAGAAGGUCCUCAUCAUCGACGUCGACACCCGGCUGGAUACCUCCACGGGCUCAAUGCUCGGCACAGGGAUGCCGCUGACGCCAGACAACAACAAGCCUCGCACGGCUGGCAUUCUCAACCACUUCCACUACGCGCUGAUCCACGGGUACAACUAUCGUCUCGUCCGCGCCCCCGAGUACCAGGACCGACACCAGACAUGGGUCAAGGUGCCCAUUGAGCAGGAGGCGCUCAAGACGUACGACUUUCUUGUCUUCCUCGACGCGGAUGGCAUCUUCAACUACGUGCAGGUCCCGCUCGAGUGGCUCUUCAGCCUGUGGGAGAUCACGCCGCAGACGCUCAUCGCCAUGGCCGAGGAUCCGCACUCGGAGCAGAACAGCGACGCCAGGGGCUGGGUAUUGUGUAACACGGGCUUCAGCAUCGCCCAGCAGAGCAAGAGGACGCAGGAGCUCUUUCAGCGCUGGCUGGACUGCCCUACCGAGAGGGGGGAGUACGAGAGCUGUGCGCAGUGGGCGCACGAGCAGGCCGCGUUUGGCAACUACGUGCGCUACGACUAUGAUGUGCACAAGGACCUGCGGGCCAUCAGCUGCCAGGGCGGCAACGGCAUGCCAGAGGAGAAUGGCGGCGCUGGGCGCAGUGGCAUGUUCGUCCGGCACUACUGGAUCGGUAAGGAGUAG